Psylliodes chrysocephalus is the source of this 1131-nucleotide messenger RNA. The record is from the annotation of a GenBank genome assembly. Lineage: Eukaryota; Metazoa; Arthropoda; Insecta; Coleoptera; Chrysomelidae.
AUGGCUUCGAUGAAAGAUAUAUUCAAUCUUGGUCUAAAAGUUUUGAAACUAAAUGGUUUUUCCAAGGAUCAAACCGUUUUCGAUAAAUUUCAAUUAUACCUAACGAUCGUCGCAACUCUUGUUAUCGACAUUUUGAUUUUGUAUAAUUUAAAAAACGUUAACGUGAAUAUAGAGGAGAUAACGGUUUAUUGUGAAUCUGCAUGGUGUUUCAUAGAGAUGACUGCCUAUUUAUCUAUGAUGUUAUUUAACAAAGAUGGCUUUAUGUCCAUAAUAGAAAUGCAAAAGUACUUCUGGAACCACGCCGACUUUGGGAAACCGUUUGCUAAAACAUGUAGUAAAACUUAUAAAAUUUUCGGAGUUAUCCUUAAAAUGUUCCUUGCAUUCACUUGGAUAACCGCAGUUAUGGUCAACAUAAAAUCAUUAAUGUAUGGAGUAUUGCCGUACGAAUGUUGGAUUCCCGAAGGAAAAAGUUGGCUUAUGAUUAUUUCUAUAAUGCAAAUAUAUACUACUCUUUAUAUCGCUAUUACAGCACCGUUUCUAAUUGCUAUAUAUGCUGUAUCUAUGAUUGAGAUUUCGUUUCAGCUAGAGUUGCUCAAUAAGGCGUUCUCUGCAAUGGAGAACUUAAACGAUUUGAAGCGAUGUGUCAACUACCAUAACUUUUUGUAUAAAUAUUUCGUGCUUGUCAAGAAUACGUUUUCAUUUAUACAUAUCGUAGAAUACAUUAAAAGUAUAAUUCUGCUGUGCAUGGAACUACUGAUAUUUGCAGAUAAGAGACAAAUGUUUGAACUUAGAGUAAAGAGUAUGCUGUUUGUAAUAGUAAUUGUUAUUCAAUUAUCAUUUUACUGUAUACCAAGCAGUUGGGCAAAGAGUUCAAGUGAAAACUCUUCUUAUGCAGUGGCUAGUUCGAAUUUGGUGCUUCAUCCGGAGUUGACAAUACGAAAAAAUAUAAUUUUCGUUAUAAAAAGAUCCCAAAAGUAUUUUGAGGUCAAAGCUGGUGAAAUGUUUGAACUGGAUCUAAAUGCACUAGUACAGCAACAUAAAUGUAAAUGCGAAAAUAAAGGAGAUUUGGAAAGACUGUUGAUUUUUAAUCCAGAACAAUGUAGAUUAAAAUCCGAAGUAAAGUGGUCUUAG